UUGAAGCAAAACCAAACAAAGUACUAAAGAUUUAACUUACAGACUUAAAGAUGGACAUGGAGAAACCAGGCAGUGAGAGUGGAUGCCUCAGCCCAGACUUCACUGCACCAGAGUGUCCAGCUUUCUCCAGCGGGGACCAGGCAACACCCCCCCUGUACCCCAAAACAGAAAUGGCUUCUCCGUCCCCUUCUCCGUCCCCUUUCCUUUCUAACAGCCAGAGCCAAGCCAAAGAGCCUACCAAAAUGUCUAUACCGGAUGAACCUAAAACAGUCUCAGAGAAGCAGCCGUCUGUGGAAGUUCUUGAGUCCAGUAACCUCACAACGGUUGCAGGGUCUGGAUUCACUACAGCUGGAGACAAAGAUCAAGGUCAAGGUGUCUCCUCUGACUCUAACAAAGACAAAUCUGGCAUGUCGUCUUAUUUCGAGACUUUGGCCCUGAAGGCAGAUGAGGGAUCCAAGGGGGCUCAAGCAGCAGAAGGUUAUUAUGAACUGAGCACCGCAGGUCAAGAGAAGAGCUUAGAGAGAAGCUCCCCAACAGUUCCGUCACCCCCUGAGAUCAACUACAGCAUGUUGGCACAAACACAGUCAGUGGAGAAGAAGCCGGACACCAAAAAGAGUCCGAUGGGAUAUCAAAAGGAUACCUUACCGGCCCUGGACAGGAGUAACGAAUGUAGGCUUUCCCCCGGGAAGUUGGCCCUGGAUCAGAGAAGCUACUCUCUCAACAUUACGAUUGGAUCGAUGGAUCCCAGCGGCCAGGGCCUACCUAGGAACUUCUCUCCAUUGGCCACGGACAUCAUGUCUUUUACCAGUGGCAGUCUGGAUGAGUCUGUCAACUAUCUCCCAGUUACCACCCUGUCUGCGGAGAAGGUGCCCCCGCCUUUCCCUCCCCUGAUCCUGGAGACUGCCGCCUCAGUCACGUCUGACUCCUCGUCUCCUCCCCACAACACAGGAGAGAUCCCCGGCGAAAAGACCAGCCCCCAGGGGUCAGAGUCCCCAGAGUCUCCCUUUCCACCCAAAUACUACUACAAAAAUGGGACAGUCAUGGCUCCUGACCUACCUGAGAUGCUGGACCUUGCAGGCACCAGGUCUAGACUAACUUCUGAAAACAAUGACCCAGAGACCAUGAGGAGGAAGUCUGUCCCUGCAGACGCCCAAGGCAUUGGGAGCGACUCCCUGGCCAACCUGGUCCUGGGGGACCAGAAUCAGAGCCAGAGUAUUGCCAAGAGUGAGAGCCAGCUGGAGGAGUUGGGUUACUGUGUGUUCAGUGAGUACUCAGGGCCCAUGCCUUCCCCUGCUGACCUCCAUAGUCCCAUUGACUCCCCGCCCCAGCGCUUCACCCCUAUGGCUCUGGAGGAAAAGAUGGCAGAGGAAAAACUGAAGAUCGAAGCUAGAGACAAACUAGCCGAAGACGAGAAGACAAAUCAGUUAACUGUGUGUGACGGUUCCAAAGAAAAGGAAGAAGYUAAACAAGUGGGACGGAAAGAUUCUGCUUCAGAGGAAAAAGACAACAAAGAGAUCAGCCAUGAAAAAUCUGCCAUAGAGGACCAAAACGACAAACCGGCUUCAGCUCUGAAGUCAGCAGAGUCCUUUGUGACUCCUACAGUGAUGGUCACCCUGGAUGAGGAGGGAAAGGCAGGGAACGAGGGACCAGAGAAAGAUGCUGAGAUGGCUGCCUACGAGAGGCAGAUCCGCCGGCUGGAGAUGGAGGACAGGCCCCUGAGCAUGGAGGAGGAGCGAGAGCUGCAGGAGUUAAGGGAGAAGGUGAAGGACAAGUUCUUGGUGCACCAGGAGGCAUACGAGGAGGUGGAUGCCGAAGACGUCUACCAACUGACUGGGGUUGCCAAGGACCGGAUCAGCAGGCCCGCGAGGCCCUCCCCGGCCUCCUCCGUGGAGAGCACCACAGAAGAAGAGAAGGUUCCAGUUACGGACACCGAGAAACCUAAACAGACGGGAGGUCAGACAACGCCUCCGAAGGUUGACGUCAUGGCGACAUCUCCGUCUGUGUCAGGUGGUGGUGUGAGCACCACAGAAGAAGAGAAGGGGAAAGUUAGCGAAGAGAAGCUGAAGAAGGAGCAGGAGCAGGUUGUAGAGGUCAAAGAGAAGAACAAAGAAGAAAAGGAAGAGGGGGAGGAGGAGGAGGAGGAGGAGGAGGAGGAUAUAGAGCAGGAGGUGGAACAGGAGGAAAUCAUGAUAGAGAUAAAACCAACAAAGCCUGGAGAGAAAGAAGAGAAGGUUGAGAAGGAUAUAAUGAAAGACAAGGAGGAAGAAGAAGAAGAAGAAGAAGAAGAAGAGGAAGAUGGUGAAGUUCUGGCAGGGGCAGGAGCAGCGAUGGAUGACGUUCCAGAACCCAGAGCUGCCAUAGAGUCAGUGGUGACUGUAGAAGAUGACUUCAUCACUGUAGUCCAGACCAUCGACGAGGGUGAGGAGCCAGGACACAGCGUGCGUUUCUCUGCUCCGCCUGAGCCUGAGACACCACAGGCUCUCCACGAGCAGGAGGAAGAGGAGGAGGAGGAGUCCCAGGAGGUGGAGAUCAUGGAGGCAGCUAGUCUUGAGGAGGUGGGGGAUGUCUCAGAGGAGGUCCGUGAGAAGGAGGUGCAGGCCUCCCCAGAGAAGGAGGUGCAGACAGAGACCGAGGGACAGACAGAGAGCUACGACAGAGAUGAGACCACCAUGGACGACUCAAUCCUAGACAGCUCUUGGGUCGACACUCAAGAUCUCUGCACUGUAGAUGUGGAUGAUGACAAGAGCAUGGCUACAGAGCAGAUCGAGCCCCUGAGAGCCGACCGGGUCCCAGCCCCACCAGUCAAGAAGGAGAAGACUCCCCAACAGCAGAAGCAGGAGAAGCAGCCGGUGAAUCCCAAGGCUAAAGGGGGACGGGUGAAAGGGCGCGAGGGGCACGUCUCCACACCAGAACGUAAACCCAUUCACAAGCAGCCGGUCUAUAUCCCCAGGGAGGACGUCAAGAAGAAGAAAGCCGUGAUUAAGAAGACUGAGCUGACCAAGAAAGCUGAGACUCAGAUGCGCUCCUCUCCGUCUCGGAAGAGUGUGUUAAAGUCUACUGCGGUCCGACACUCGCGUCCUGCCCAGGCCCACCCCUGUGCUAGGAGGAAACCUACAGUGGGUGUACCAGAGGGUCGUCGGCCCCUCAGUGUUGCUAGACAGUCUGGGGACAGAGGCUCAGAUGGUGGUUCUCAGAGCCCAAAGAGGUCAUCCCUGCCGCGGCCUGCCUCUAUCCUGAGCCGGCGUACCCACCACCACCCACACGACCAGGAGGAGAGCUCCACCUCAAUCACCAGCUCCGGCUCCACCGCACCCCGCAGACCUACGUCGUUCCGUACAGAGGUCAGGGCGGAGCAUAGGACAGGACGCGCCCCUAGUUGGACAGGCACACAGUCGAUGCGUUCCCGCUCGCUGUGCAGCGGCCCCACCACACCCCGCACCCCAGGGUCCACAGCCAUCACCCCUGGAACCCCUCCCAGCUACAGCUACUCCUGCCGCACACCCGGGACCCCUCGCACCCCCGGCACACCACGUUCACUCAGCCUGCUGCAGGAGAAGAAGGUGGCUCUGCUCCGCACCCCWCCCAAGUCCCCCGCCACCACCCCCAAACAGCUCCGCGUCCUCAACCAGCCCCUGCCCGACCUGAAGAACAUCAAGUCCAAGAUCGGCUCCACAGACAACAUCAAUUACCAGCCCAAGGGGGGACAGGUGCAGAUACAGACCAAGAAGAUUGACCUGAGUCAUGUGACCUCCAAGUGUGGAUCCUUGGACAACAUUCGCCACCGGCCAGGGGGAGGUAACGUGCGCAUAGAAAGUGUGAAGCUGGACUUCAAAGACAAGGCCCAGCCCAAGGUGGGUUCCCUGGAUAAUGCACACCACACCCCUGGUGGAGGCCUCAUUAUGACCCAGGGGAAAGCGUCCCAGGGCUGGGGUGGACUGGAGGGAGACUGUAGGCAGGGGGAGGUGUUCAGGGCUGGGGUGAACUGGAGGGAGACUGUGGCAGGGGGAGGUGUUCAGGCUGGGGUGAACUGGAGGGAGACUGUAGGCAGGGGGAAGGUGUUCAGGGCUGGGGUGAACUGGAGGAGACUGUAG
Molecule: messenger RNA, 4091 nt
Organism: Salvelinus sp. IW2-2015
Lineage: Eukaryota; Metazoa; Chordata; Actinopteri; Salmoniformes; Salmonidae
Product: microtubule-associated protein 2-like
Biological process (GO): microtubule cytoskeleton organization; neuron projection development
Cellular component (GO): neuron projection
Molecular function (GO): microtubule binding
Source: RefSeq, a predicted model, not a curated record